AUGGGGAAUGUGACAUCUUGUGCUCCUUCCAUAAUCUCAUCAAGUGGAGCAGUGAAGGUCAUAUUCAGCGAUGGAAGAUUUGAAGUCUACACAAAACCAGUAAAAGCAGCAGAUAUCAUGCUUGAGAACCCUGGACAAUUUGUCUGCGAAUCCAGCACCCUCAAAGUUGGCCACAGGAUUCAAGGCCUUCUAGCAGAUGAAGAGCUUGAGCUGCGGCGCCAGUUCUACUUCCUCCUUCCCAUGGAGCUCCUCUACUCGGUCCUUACACUCGAGGAAAUGAGCUCUCUCUCUUACAGAUCUUCCAAGGCUUUAAAGCAUGGAAGCUUCAACAACUUGGGCAAGAUCUUCCCUGUGCUUGGGGAAUUUUGCAUGUUUCCUUCUGAAGCCAAGACAUUAAAUGGUGAUCAAGACACAGAUCAUCAUGAUCUUCAGCAAGAACCAGUCCUGCAGAGGUACUCAAAGCAGAGAUCAUGGAAGUCUGCGUUGGAGACUAUUGCUGAAACACCAUGUAGACAAUCAUGA
Messenger RNA from Juglans regia (Persian walnut), 522 nucleotides. RefSeq lists its product as uncharacterized. Lineage: Eukaryota; Viridiplantae; Streptophyta; Magnoliopsida; Fagales; Juglandaceae. The transcript has a single exon. Bases 1 to 522 code for a protein of 173 amino acids. The record is from RefSeq and is a predicted model, not a curated record.